This is a messenger RNA of Arabidopsis thaliana (thale cress), 1940 nucleotides long. RefSeq names its product WRKY DNA-binding protein 36 (gene WRKY36). The record is from RefSeq and is marked reviewed. Lineage: Eukaryota; Viridiplantae; Streptophyta; Magnoliopsida; Brassicales; Brassicaceae. The coding region runs from base 661 to 1650 and encodes 329 amino acids. Gene Ontology annotation, molecular function: sequence-specific DNA binding; DNA-binding transcription factor activity. The transcript is spliced from 4 exons. Gene Ontology annotation, cellular component: nucleus. Gene Ontology annotation, biological process: regulation of DNA-templated transcription.
CUGUUGGCUUUGGGUCCCUUCCUAUAAAAACCUAGUUAGGCAAAAGAAAACGACAAUAAUUUUUUUUUUGAUGUAAAGAAGAAAAACAAAAAGAGCAGAUCCAGUUGAUCUCAAGAUCGCAUCUGAAUCAUAUAAUAGCAUGAUCAAAGAGGAGACCGUUUCAUACUUCCAAACUUUCGAUGGUGUUAUGGCAGAAUCUGACAAGUUUUACUGCAUCUGAUAAAAGUCAACUUGCUUGUUCGGAAAUGGUCUCGAGUAUCGAAAGUUCAUUAUUUUUUUUGGGACGGUUAUUUAAUGCUCAAGGAUACCAAGAUUUUCCGGUAUUUAGAAAACUUCGGAUGAAAACAUUUAUAAUUAAGAUCCGCUCUAAUUAAUAUAGGUCGGAUCGAUCCAUUUUUUUUCUUUUUUUCUUUAUUGGCAUUCGAUCAUGUUCACUUUUAUAAUACUAUUUACUUUGUGUGUAUUGAGAACUAUUUAUCGUAGAAGUUUAGAAGAUAGGUCCAAACAGUUUUUAGAUAAAAAGUGAAUAUAAAUGUGUCUUGGAUAUUACAGGAAGAGGAGCUUGAUGCAACAAAAGCAAAGGUGGAGAAAGUUCGGGAAGAAAAUGAGAAAUUAAAGCUCUUACUCUCUACGAUUCUUAAUAAUUACAACUCUCUUCAAAUGCAAGUCUCUAAAGUUCUCGGACAACAACAAGGAGCUUCGUCUAUGGAGCUAGACCACAUUGAUCGUCAAGAUGAAAAUAACGACUAUGAUGUGGAUAUAUCACUUAGGCUUGGAAGAUCAGAGCAAAAGAUCUCUAAAAAGGAGGAAAAUAAGGUGGACAAGAUUUCUACUAAGAACGUAGAGGAGUCAAAAGAUAAAAGAUCUGCACUGGGUUUUGGAUUUCAGAUUCAAAGCUAUGAAGCCUCGAAACUAGAUGAUCUUUGUAGGCAGGUUAAGCUUGCAAACGCUGAAAAUAAAUGUGUAUCUUCGAGGAAAGAUGUCAAAUCAGUUAGAAAUGAAAACCAUCAAGAUGUUUUGGAGGAGCAUGAACAAACAGGUUUGAAGAAAACUAGGGUUUGUGUUAAAGCAUCAUGUGAAGACCCAUCAAUAAACGACGGUUGCCAGUGGAGGAAAUAUGGUCAAAAGACUGCGAAAACCAAUCCUCUCCCACGAGCCUAUUACCGUUGCUCCAUGUCGUCAAAUUGUCCCGUUAGAAAACAGGUGCAAAGAUGUGGAGAAGAAGAAACCUCCGCUUUUAUGACAACGUACGAAGGAAACCAUGACCAUCCUCUCCCCAUGGAAGCAAGCCACAUGGCAGCUGGAACUUCCGCGGCUGCCUCCUUAUUACAAUCUGGCUCCUCCUCUUCCUCCUCCUCCACCUCAGCGAGUCUAAGCUAUUUCUUCCCUUUUCACCACUUCUCUAUCUCCACCACUAACUCGCACCCGACUGUAACAUUGGACCUCACACGACCAAACUAUCCCAAUCAGUUACCAGACGACUACCCUCUAUCGUCCUCCUCUUUCAGUCUCAACUUUUCCUCUCCAGAUCCUCCACCUCCAUCAUCGCAUGACCACACCUUGAACUUUAGUGGCUUGCGAACACAAGCUCCGUUGAGUACAGAUUCAUUAUUGGCCCGUUAUCGAACGAGACUUUCCGGACAGCAAUAAGCCAGUAACUGUAUCGGUAUAGCUAGACACAAGUCUAGAAAGUAACUGAUUUCCGUUUUCUUUGUCAUUCAUUUGUUUUUCAGCCUCUGAAAGAGAGAUCUGGUUUUGGCAUGAUAUGCAAAAUGCUUAUAUACUUGUAGAUAUCCAAAUGUUUAAAUUAGUGGAUUACCUAUCAUAUCAUGGAUUAUAUAUGUAUAUGAAGGUUUUGUAAAUUAAUGGUCUACACAAAUUUGAUACACCAAAUAUUUUUUUAUGCUUAUAAAAAUUUUAAAUACAAUGUUAAUUUUUUU